CUUGGAUCGGUCGGCGCCUGGGUCCUGGGACAGACCGAGCUUUGAGUUUCUCAGGCGGCGUCGGCGGCGAGGUGCGGUUAAGGAAGCGUGCUGCACUUGCUGAGGCGGCCCGGCAUGUCAACAAUCCUUUCUCAACAUGGCAGACCUCCUGUAUGACUUGCUCUUACCGCCGGACCAAACGCCGUCCCGGACGGCGGCUGACCGAAGUGCACUCGAGUACCUCACUGAGUUGGCCUCAAAGCCGCUGGCGUCCCUCAGCACCACCGAACCGCAGGCUCUCGCGCAGUCCUCGCAUGGACUCCUCCUCUCGCUGCAGGCUCUCUCCCAAAAAUCACACAAACAAAUCAUCGAAUCUGCAACUCACCAUGCGACGCUGCGCAAUACAUUACCGGCCCUCGCGGCGAGCACUGCCGAGCUGCGCAAUUCCAUCCCCAAGCUCGACAGCGAAGCCGUGCGCUUCUCCACCACGUACAGCAAGAGCAGCGACAACGACGUGCUCGCUCGGCGCAAGAAGGCCCUGCUGCUCUCGCGCAACGUUGAGCGGCUGGUGGACGUGCUCGAGCUGCCGACGCUGCUGUCCUCGGCCAUCUCGGCGGCGCCCGCCAACUACUCGUCCGCCCUGGAUCUCAACGGACACAUCCGCCGCCUGCACUCCAUCUACCCCAAUUCGCCGCUCGUGGCGUCCAUAUCCGCCCAGGCCGACGAGGCCAUGCGCGCCAUGGCUGCCAACCUCAUCCACUCCCUCAAGGCCCCGGGGCUCAAGCUGGCCGCCUCGCUACGCACCAUCAGCUGGCUGCGGCGAGUCCUGCCAGAUCUCGAAGCCCCGUCCGCGGCGGCCCCUGCCACCGGCUCGAGCCCCGGCAGCAUCAGCAGCACCACCACCAAGGGACACGACUCCCAGGAGCGAGUUCUCGGCGCGCUCUUCCUCGUCUGCCGUCUCGCAACGCUCAUGACGAUGCUCGAGGCCCUCGAGCCGCUGCGCGAGCUGGCCGACCAGGAGAAGGCGCGCCAAAAGGCCAUCGGCAGCGGCAGCGCCUGGUCGGGCGGCCAGCAGACGGAGCGGUACCUGAAGCGCUACCUCGAGAUCUUCCGCGAGCAGAGCUUCGCUAUUGUGUCCAUGUUCCGCAGCAUCUUCCCCGCCGCGACGGCCGCCACGAGCGAUGGGCCCGCGCCCGCGCCCGCGCCUGCGCCUGCUUCGGGAGGAGAUGAUGACCCGCUGGAGCCGAUGCCCUCGGCGCUGGCGACAUUCCCGCUGCACCUGGUUGACAUGCUGCUCGAGACGCUCCGGACAUAUCUGCCUACCAUUAAGGACCAGGCCGCCCGGGACAGUCUGCUGACGCAGGUGCUGUACUGCGCGGGGAGCCUGGGGCGGCUGGGAGGGGACUUUGGGCUGUUUCUCGCCACGCUGGACGUCGGGCCCGACGCCGAAGAGGAGUGGGCUGAGGUGGUCAAGCGGCAUCGGGCGCUUGCUGGGCGGCUGGAGUCGAUUGUAGGCGAGCAGAAGAAAGGGGGCUGAGAGCUAACACCGAGCGAUUCGUGGAGUGGCUUAUACGGAUACGGAAAAUCCGUACACGCAGACCGAGCCGGCGUCAAUCGUCCCGGGCAUGGCUUGGUCUAAUUAUUCUACGAU
This is a messenger RNA of Thermothielavioides terrestris NRRL 8126, 1630 nucleotides long. RefSeq lists its product as uncharacterized. The record is from RefSeq and is a predicted model, not a curated record. Bases 137 to 1516 code for a protein of 459 amino acids. Lineage: Eukaryota; Fungi; Ascomycota; Sordariomycetes; Sordariales; Chaetomiaceae. Gene Ontology annotation, biological process: cytoplasm to vacuole targeting by the Cvt pathway; intra-Golgi vesicle-mediated transport. The transcript has a single exon. Gene Ontology annotation, cellular component: COG complex.